GGUGAACUAGGUCCGCACCUUUUCCGGUAACACAGCACGGCUGUGUGACUGAACGAACGACUGGAGGGGAACAGAAGAGAAAAGGGUAGCUAAUAUAUUUGGGAAACGGGGCACGCCGCAUUUGAAGGGAGAGAAGAGAGGGAGAACGAAAACUCGUCUGAAUCAAUGACCUUUUAAGUUUUCUUGGAUAGGCGAGGGGGCAGCCGGCAUACAAGAAGGAAGUCUGAACUAUUGCGGGCUGUCGAGUGGGCCUGUUUCAGCGCUGCUGUUUAAUUUGAAGUCUGCAAUACAGCUCCAAUAAUUUUGCAGUGAAGACAACAGAAUAUUCUUAGUUUUUGAAAUUGGAUUUUAAGGAUCUACCCUUCGGAAGUUGUCACAAAAUAAACGUACGCUAUUGCCCUUUUGUUAAUGAGCUACCAGGACACCGCGACAGGUUCAAGACGGCUGCUUAUCCACACCCUCACCGGUGCACAUUUUAACUUGGUUUAGUGUUUGUUUCGUUUGUAUGUCAGAUUUAGGGGGGUGGGGGGUUUUUUUGUUGUUGUUGUUGGGUUUUUGGUUUUUUUUUUUGUCUGAGAGAUUUUCAGUUGAUGGUACAAAACUCCCGCCUUGAAUCGUAUUAGGGUGAUACUUUUAACUAAUUAAAAAAAAAUUGGGAAGCAGCAUUUUUGCAUUUUCUAAGUGUCUCAGCGUUGGUGUGCUGCAUACAAAGGCUUAAGUAUUAAAGUAGCACAUAAUUCAGCCAAAGGUAAAACACCAAAAAGCACAUGCUAUUUCCUUCAUAAUAAACAUAAUAUAUGCACAGCCAACAAAAUGGGGAAAAUGCUUUCAAAGAUCUUUGGGAACAAGGAGAUGAGAAUAUUGAUGCUUGGACUUGAUGCUGCUGGUAAGACAACUAUCUUAUACAAAUUGAAACUCGGACAAUCUGUCACCACUAUUCCAACUGUUGGUUUUAACGUUGAAACUGUUACCUAUAAGAAUGUUAAGUUUAAUGUGUGGGACGUCGGAGGUCAGGAUAAGAUCCGGCCCCUUUGGCGGCACUACUACACCGGCACCCAGGGGCUCAUCUUUGUGGUGGACUGUGCUGACAGAGAUCGCAUCGAUGAGGCACGACAGGAGCUUCACCGCAUCAUCAAUGACCGUGAAAUGAGGGAUGCAAUUAUCUUGAUUUUUGCCAACAAGCAAGACCUGCCUGAUGCAAUGAAACCACAUGAGAUACAAGAGAAGCUUGGGUUAACCCGCAUCCGAGAUAGAAAUUGGUACGUUCAGCCUUCCUGCGCAACAACAGGUGAUGGACUAUAUGAGGGGCUGACCUGGCUCACUUCAAAUUACAAAUCUUAAUGUACUGCAUACUUUGGACUGGUCAGUGCAAGG
Electrophorus electricus (electric eel) is the source of this 1374-nucleotide messenger RNA. RefSeq names its product ADP-ribosylation factor 6a (gene arf6a). The record is from RefSeq and is a predicted model, not a curated record. Lineage: Eukaryota; Metazoa; Chordata; Actinopteri; Gymnotiformes; Gymnotidae. Gene Ontology annotation, molecular function: GTP binding; GTPase activity.